Messenger RNA from Myotis davidii, 802 nucleotides. It is a transcript of the gene MSGN1, whose product is annotated as mesogenin 1. Bases 46 to 627 code for a protein of 193 amino acids. Gene Ontology annotation, molecular function: protein dimerization activity; RNA polymerase II cis-regulatory region sequence-specific DNA binding; DNA-binding transcription factor activity, RNA polymerase II-specific. Gene Ontology annotation, cellular component: nucleus. The transcript has a single exon. Gene Ontology annotation, biological process: mesoderm formation; regulation of transcription by RNA polymerase II. NCBI's taxonomy places the organism in Eukaryota, Metazoa, Chordata, Mammalia, Chiroptera, Vespertilionidae. The record is from RefSeq and is a predicted model, not a curated record.
UCUCACUUGCCAGGGAGCCCUUCUCUCUGCAGCUGCCUCGCAGGCAUGGACAACCUGCAUGAGACCUUCCUGGGCCUGGAGGAUGGCUUGGGCCCCUCCGGCAGCCCCGGCCUGCUGUCCGCCUGGGACUGGAAAAGCAGGGCAGGGCCCUUCGAGCUGAGCCAGGCCUCGCCCACUCAGAGCCUCUCCCCGGCCCCCUCGCUGGAGUCUUACACCUCUUCUCCCUGUCCGGCUGCGGCUGGGCUGCCCUGUGGGCAUGGGGGUGCCAGCAACGAGAGCAGUGAUGGCUGCAGCGGCCGUGACCCUGGUGGCCUGGUAGAGGUGGACUACAACAUGUUAGCUUUCCAGCCUGCCUACCUGCAGGGCACGGGGGGCCCCAAGGCCCAGAAGGGCACCAAAGUCAGGAUGUCUGUGCAGCGGAGACGGAAGGCCAGCGAGAGGGAGAAGCUCCGGAUGAGGACCUUGGCCGACGCCCUGCACACCCUCCGGAACUACCUGCCACCCGUCUACAGCCAGAGGGGCCAGCCGCUCACCAAGAUCCAGACGCUGAAGUACACCAUCAAGUACAUCGGGGAACUCACAGACCUGCUCAACAGCGGGAGGGAGCCUCGGCCCCAGAGCGCCUGAGCCCCCCGCGGGCCCCCUGGACCAGCAGCACACGGUCACGUUUGCAUGGUCAGCCUGUGAGCUUGUUGACAGGAGAGUUUUAAGGGAAUUCCCACUGGACUUGGUGGAACUGCCGGAGAAGCAGGUACUUUGCUUCCAGCUGCCCCACGAUUUCUCAGGAGUCUCACCCUUUGCA